GCAUGCAAAGAGGCUAAAUUCGUUGUUGAGCGUCCACUGUACGACUAGACUACAUUUCCCAGCAAGCCGAGGGAUAGGGAGAGGCGGGGCUCGGGGCUCAGGUCCCAUGUGCCGAAGAAACAGGCGGAGGCAACCCGGGCUCAGCGGAAAGCGAAGAGCUGACUAAGAAGAUUUCUGGGACUUUUGCUGGCCAGGGGGAAUUCUCGCAGCCUCCAGCCAUGCGGCUCUCUGCCCUGCUGGCCUUGGCAUCCAAGGUCACUCUGCCUCCCAACUACCGCUAUGGGAUGAGCCGCCCAGGCUCCUUGUCAGACAAGAGGAAGAACCCUCCAGGGACCAGGCGGCGCCGGGUGGCUGUGGAACCCAUCUCUGAUGAAGACUGGCAUCUGUUCUGUGGGGACAGGGUAGAGAUCCUAGAAGGCAAGGACGCUGGGAAGCAAGGCAAAGUGGUUCAAGUCAUCCGGCAGCGGAACUGGGUGGUCGUGGAGGGGCUGAAUACACAUUAUCGGUAUAUUGGCAAGACUGCGGAUUACCGGGGAACCAUGAUCCCCAGCGAAGCACCCUUGCUCCACAACCAGGUCAAACUUGUGGAUCCGAUGGACAGGAAACCCACUGAGGUGGAGUGGAGAUUCACUGAGGCAGGAGAGCGGGUACGAGUCUCCAAAAGAUCAGGAAGAAUCAUCCCUAAACCUGAAUUUCCCAGAGCUGAUGGCAUCGUCCCUGAAACAUGGAUUGAUGGUCCCAAAGACACAUCAGUGGAAGAUGCUCUAGAAAGAACCUAUGUGCCCCGUCUAAAGACACUGGAGGAAGAGGUGAUGGAGGCGAUGGGGAUUCAGGAGACUCGGAGACACAAGAAAGUCUACUGGUAUUGAGUUUGGGGAAGAGUAGCUUCUCCUUGUCUUAGCCGUGAAGUUUCAAGCCACUUCUUUUUCAGACACUAAUAAAGAGCCUAGAGUUCUCCCA
Molecule: messenger RNA, 960 nt
Organism: Vicugna pacos (alpaca)
Lineage: Eukaryota; Metazoa; Chordata; Mammalia; Artiodactyla; Camelidae
Gene: MRPL24
Product: mitochondrial ribosomal protein L24
Biological process (GO): translation
Cellular component (GO): ribosome
Molecular function (GO): structural constituent of ribosome; RNA binding
Source: RefSeq, a predicted model, not a curated record